GACGUGUACCGGUUAUGGCGUCAUGAAAAUGCGACGCAUUUCCAUGUAUUCAAUCUAAAGCGCAAGUCGCAGUUGAAAUGAAUUCUCGAGGUUUCCAGUCUCAGCUGACCGCCAGCGUACCGGUGACUGGUUUGUGUCCACCGGGGGCAUAUGGCGUUCACGAUACACUUCGCCAUGGUUUCAACAAUGUGAAGAAUGAGAUCGUCCCUGCCCAUGCAUUGGAGCUGUCGGAAAAAAAUUUCCAGUUGAACCAGGACAAGAUGAAUUUCUCAACCCUUCGAAACAUCCAAGGUCUUCAUGCUCCGCUUAAGCUGCAGAUGGAGUAUAGGGCAGCGAGACAGAUCCAGCGUCUGCCGUUCUUACCGAGCUCCAACUUGGCGCUGGACACCCUCAGAGGCACUGAUGAAUCCAUGGGCUUUGAGGACAUUCUCAAUGACCCAACACAGAGUGAAAUGAUGGGCGAGCCGCACAUGAUGAUGGAAUGCAAGCUGGGGAUGUUUUAGAAGAUGACAGAUUCUUGUUAUUGUAUGUUCCUUUAAUCUGAUGAAACUGUUGAGGUGACUAGCAUAGCUUUUCUAUUAUUCCAAACAGGUUUGCAGUUUCAAUAAAUGUCACUAAAAAUA
Molecule: messenger RNA, 623 nt
Organism: Syngnathus acus (greater pipefish)
Lineage: Eukaryota; Metazoa; Chordata; Actinopteri; Syngnathiformes; Syngnathidae
Product: proteasome maturation protein
Exons: 6
Coding region: 78-503 (141 amino acids)
Biological process (GO): proteasome assembly
Cellular component (GO): nucleus; cytoplasm
Source: RefSeq, a predicted model, not a curated record